Wallemia mellicola CBS 633.66 is the source of this 3982-nucleotide messenger RNA. RefSeq lists its product as hypothetical. The coding region runs from base 12 to 3839 and encodes 1275 amino acids. Gene Ontology annotation, cellular component: endoplasmic reticulum membrane. The record is from RefSeq and is a predicted model, not a curated record. NCBI's taxonomy places the organism in Eukaryota, Fungi, Basidiomycota, Wallemiomycetes, Wallemiales, Wallemiaceae. The transcript is spliced from 7 exons. Gene Ontology annotation, molecular function: zinc ion binding.
GAAAAUCUAAAAUGCAGGAAUCUGCCGUAGACGACGAAGACGUCUGCAGAAUCUGUCGUUGUAGCUCAGAAGAUGAUAGGACCCUCUAUCAUCCCUGCAGAUGCUCGGGUAGUUUGAAGUUCGUACAUCAAGAUUGUCUGAGGGAGUGGCUAAACGUUACGAAGAAGCAACAUUGUGAGAUUUGCAAACAUCCAUUUGGAUUUACAAAAGUUUACUCACCUAGCAUGCCAAUCGAAAUCCCGAGAUUCUUGUUCUUCAAGCGAGCUCUUAUUUGCGUUGGAAAAUGGUUCACACAGGCUUUACAUUUCCUACUAGUCGCGUUUGUGUGGCUCGGAAUGCUUCCUUAUGUUACCAUAUGGUGUUGGCGGUGGUAUUUCUAUUUUGGAAAUACGAUAAUCUCAACUAUAAAGCUAGCCCAAAGAGAGGUAAAUGUUACAUUAGAGAACACUCAACAAUCACCUACAAAUUCAACGAGCUUACCGUCAACUGGCGAAAACACCAGCGAGCAAAGUCUGCUGAAGUCAAUUCUCUGGACAAUUAUAAACGACAUCUUCCAGGGUCAAACAAUCACUUGCUCAUUAGUCGUCAUCUUUGUUGUCAUUUUCUUAUUAAGGGAGUGGGUCAUACAACAAGGUCCAAUAAACGAUCCAACACGCCAGAUUGACAACUCAAGACCGCCACCACCGCUUAGACAACUACUUGACGAGCAGCAAACUCAACUACCAACACCUCAGAACCUUGAAGUACCCCUAAACGAGCGUUUAAAACGCAAAAAGAAAGCUAGACAACUUCUUAAUCCAUUACAAAUACCAAACUCAGCAGCAGCAUUCAAUAUCAGUGACAAUUCAUCACAAACAUCUGAAACCACAACUUCAUCAGUGCAAAUAAAGCAGCGUAGAAUAAGUGAUAUUAUUAAAGAGGAUCAUCUUGCUAAUGAUGUGAAUGUCGCUGCUAAUUUGCCUUUACCUGAAUCACCAGCGGUAGCCGUUGGUUCAACCUCUGCGAUUGAACUUCCUAGCGCUGUUAGUCGAGCAUCUAGCUUGCGUUCUAACACAGCUGCUAAUCGCACAAAUGCUUGGGUCACGAACUCAGACAAUAAGGACUAUUUGUCACCUAAUACUGCAUUCAAUUCAUCAGCAAUUGACGAUGACAUCGAUGAAGGCAAUUGGGAUGAUAAAUUGUCUACAAUAACUAAUGUACCUUCAACUUCAGCUAUGACAUUUGACAGUAGCGAUAAUAAUCAGGAGGACUUUAAUCAUAGAGAGCUCGACCAUUACUUCAAUCCUGAUGAGACUGAUGAACAUCAAAACAUUGAGGAUGACAGGCGGAGCGAGCAAACCCAGAUUGCAGAAGACGAUAAUGCAAAUGAGGAAGGAGAGGCAGGCGAAAUUGAUGGUGGUAUAAUGGACGACGAGCUAGAUGGAUUGUUUGAAGCUGUGGGAUUACGCGGACCAGUCGCUAAUUUAUUCCAAAAUUCUGCACUUAUGGUCGUACUCUUCUUUGUCGGUAUUGGAUGUUUCAUCUUCCUGCCGUACACAAUUGGAAAGAUAUUCGCUCAGUUACGUCCUAUUGAUAUUCCACUGUUGCCAAUUCAAAUUACACGCUGGUUCACUGAUCCAAUCUUUGAUUUUGUUGCCCUCAUUUUCUCCAAGUUAUUCUUCCCAUCGUCUAGGACUAUUGGUAUCCACGAGUUAACGAAGUUGCCUAUGCACAUUCGCGCUCAAAACGCCAUAGCCCAGUCGUUCGCUAAUGCUGAAAACUGGGCGGCUAGUCAAGAGUCACAAAGUUGGGCGUCCAUUAAAGGUCCAUUUUUGAAGUUACUUAAAGGAUUGCUAUCAUUUUUGCAUGCGUUAUUUGCAACAACGUCGCAAAAAGAGUCUAUCGAAGACAAAAGCAACUUCAUUGAGAAGUCUUACAACGUAUUGUCUAAAGUACCUAUCUUGCGCAACCAUUUGGAUAGCUUGAAUGUCGCUUCUGGAAUAUAUACCGGAUUCGUUGAGUGGGUCAAACGCAAAUCUUGGUCUUUAGCUCUCAAUGAUGGUACAUCUGAGCGUGUCGUUUCAAUCUUACUUGGUUAUACAGUCAUCACAACUGUUGCUGCAAUUUACCUCAACACCCAAAGUAAUGUGUUGCAAGUAGCUCAUGUUGUCAAAGACGCCAUGGCACAGCAAGUUAUACUAGCGAAGAUUGCAGUUUUAUUUGCAAGUGAAUUAGUUCUCUUUCCAUUAGCUUGUGGAAUAUUGCUUGAAUUUUGUUCUUUACCACUCUAUCAAGAGAUAAACAUUCAAGCAAGGAUAGAUUAUACGCUUAAUUCACCUGUUACAAGCCUAUUCACUAAGUGGUUAUGCGGUACACUAUUGCUUUUCUUGGUAUCUGUUCUUAUCACAGGUAUCAGGAAGCUUCUCAGGCCGGGUGUCCUUUGGUUCAUUCGCGAUCCAAAUGAUCCAAAUUUUGCACCAAUGAGAGAUGUCCUCGAGCGUAGUGCAUGGACGCAUGUUCGCAAGUUGGCGUUCUCAGCAUUCUUAUACUCGACAUUUAUUCUGUCUACUUUUGGUGUUGGAUUCUGCAUGCUGCGAUUUGGAUUCAAUGGUAUAUUACCGUUCAGAUGGAAAGCGCAAGAACCUAUAAGUGUAGUACCAGUAGACCUUCUCUUCCUUCAAUUUGUCAUGCCAUUCACGAUACGUAAAUUAGGGCCAAAGGAUUUAGCUAAAUCAUUCUACGCCAAAUGGUGGAAAUGGGCUUCUUCACAAUUAGGUUUGAGUUCUUUUAUGUUUGGAGGUAGAUAUGAACGCGAGGAAACUAGGUAUAGAGUAUACAAUUGGAAAACGAUGUUUGGCUUUAAGCAAAGGAAACGUGAUAUGAGAUUUGGUAAUUGGAUGAGAGUCCCAGCAACGGAUAAUGUGUCAUUCGAUAGAAGAAGACCAUGUCCAAUGUUGGUACCAGUUGAUGAUAACGGGUAUCCAAUAGAUACACGUGGUGAAAAGGCUGUUGCCAAUCAAUUGCGGGAGGCUUCAUUUAACGCGCGUGAUCCAGCAAAAGAUUGGUGUGUGGUCUAUGCUCCACCAAAUUUCAAGCGUCGUUUACUUUGGUUCAUUGCUUACUUAUGGGCUACUACUGUAAUAGCAGCGAUUGGAAUUGUAGUACCAUCAAUCACAAUAGGUAGACUGAUAAUGGAUAAUUGGGCAGGUCGUGAAAUGCACGAUUUGUACUGCCUUAUCAUUGGUUUAUAUGCUGUAUUGGUACCGCCAAUUAUGUACAAAAAGUACGUUAAGAACAUCACAUACAAUCAGGUAGUACGCUUGAUGAAAUCACUUUAUUUCAUAUCAGCGUUAGGUUUCAUUUUCCCAACAUUCUUGGGUAUAACUUUGGAAUUAUCAAUAAUUAUUCCAAAUAAAUACAUAAUUAAUAAUCUACAAUUUCCACCAAGAUUGAACAUUCCUCAAGCUUGGUGUUUAGGUUUACUCAGUAGUAGAUUUUUCUUAUAUUUUGCAAAAUCUAGAGAUAUAAAUGAACCAAUUAACCUGAUUCAUAAGCUUCAAACUGAUGGAUUUGAUAGCAUAACAGUUCGUCAAUUUAAUAGCCGCAUACUUAAACCAAUCAGUCAAGUAUUUUUAAUAGUCUACAUCGUUCCUACUGUUGUUGCAAAUUACUCAUCGAAAUUAAUUAGUGAAAGUAUCAUCAACAGUGCUUACAUACAUAUCUUCGCAUUCCCGCUUACAAUUGCAUUUUUAUCAUCCUUUAUCUUAAGAGACAAAAUAAUAUCUGUCGUGAAGAGACUAGACGUAAUCGUCAGAGACGAGGAGUUCCUUUUAGAGAGACAACUACAGAACGCAGAGUAAUUUUACCGAGCAGUAUAACAAACGAAAACAUAUAGCAAGAGUAUUCUUUUCUCCGAUAUCAAAACAAAUUAAUAUAAUGGAUGCAUUUGAAAUUUAAGUUAUAAAUUAGAUCUGUAGCCAGAAUUCUCUAGCGUCCACAGCUU